Molecule: messenger RNA, 444 nt
Organism: Thelazia callipaeda (thelaziosis nematode)
Lineage: Eukaryota; Metazoa; Nematoda; Chromadorea; Rhabditida; Thelaziidae
Source: the annotation of a GenBank genome assembly
AUGGAAUUUACAAAAUUUGCUCUCAACUUUUAUCUUUAUUGUUUAGUCAAUCCAGACAUUCGCAAGGUAUGUUCCCAUAUGAUUCGUUGCAAGCCUAUCAAAAAGCCUGCGCGGGUUUCAGGUCAACCAAUAAAUCCGAUAUCACAAUGUACAAAAUCUACAAGAUUCAUCACACGAUCGGAUAACAAACGACCGAAUAGAUCAAAAAAUUUACCAAGAAAUUCGAUAAUGCCUGAUUCCACAGAUGUUACAAUUACCGACACAGAUCAAAUGAUUUCAAUUCCAGAAAGCAAUGAAGCAAAAAAAGAAUUGGUAAUUGAAAGCAAUUCUGUAGAUGGAAAUACUACUAAUGCUUUGUAUAUUGUUAUCAAUGAUAAAGCUAUUAUCGCUGAUAAUUUCAAAGAAAUACGAUUGUUUAUUAGUGAUCACAGUAGCUUAGUAUAA